Molecule: messenger RNA, 888 nt
Organism: Leptosia nina
Lineage: Eukaryota; Metazoa; Arthropoda; Insecta; Lepidoptera; Pieridae
Source: the annotation of a GenBank genome assembly
AUGACCAGCGUAAUGCAAAGCUCAUCUGCUAAUUCGUCUCCGGCCUCGUCGCGCUUGGAUAGUUCUGACGAUAUGGCCAUUGUUCUCGUUAAGAAAUAUGUUAAAGAUUUGCUCCGUUCGCGAAUAUUUUUGGGCCGGUAUCUAGAGAGAAGGCUCGUAGAUCAACGUAUCGGUUACCGUGAUGUGGUAUUAGUAAGUGCUGCUGAGACUGAAUUAAAAAAGGAUUUACUAGAAGCGGUGAGAAGACUUCGUUUGGUCUAUCCAAAUUUACAUUGGAUCGGCGUCACGGACUCCAGCACUCUUGGUCUAAACGUGUCUUCGGGGAUGUGCAUGUGGACGGAAAUAGAUAAUCAACCGUUUGGUCCAUUCUGGUUUCAAAUCAAAAGUAUAAAGUUUAGAGAGCAUGAAAUAUUACUGACAUUGAAUUGCGUGAGACAUAUCACUGACGCAUUCAUAGAGUUAGAACCUAUACUAACAGGAGCUGUGAAACCAAAAAAGGUAGAAGAUAGCCAAGUCGAAGUUAAGGCAAGCAAUGAUGAAAGUUUUUCUGACAUAAAAGAAACAUUGAAGAGUGCCUUGUCUAUACGAAAUGUGAAAGAGUUUGUUACAUUUAUAGUAGCAUUAGUUAUUGCUGUAUUCACCGGUAGUAUAGCCUUUGUAAACUUCCUUGGUAAUUUUAUUUUAGCUUUGCUUAGAGAGUUUUCACUUUUAAUAAAAAACUCUACACCUAUGCUUCUAGGAUUUUUAGAUUUUCUUAGUAAAAUAGUUGGGGGGUUCUAUAUUUUAUUGGCUAUGCUCUUCAAACCUAGCAAUCCUGGUCCACAGAACAAAAGGAGUGUGGCAUAUUUUGAUAAUGGCAACCGUUAUAAUGGUAGAGAUUUUGAUUAA